Messenger RNA from Amoebophrya sp. A25, 4649 nucleotides. The record is from the annotation of a GenBank genome assembly. NCBI's taxonomy places the organism in Eukaryota, Dinophyceae, Syndiniales, Amoebophryaceae.
AAAUGGGAACGCGCGCUGAUGUUGCUCCUGUCACGACAACAGGCGCCAGUAGUGACCGUCUUUAGUCUCACUCUUUCCAUGGUAGCUCCUUGCUUCAAAUGGGGCGCCUUUCUUCUAACUAUGCUAUUUCUAUAUGUGCCUAGUGUAGCAGUACAGUUAGCAGCUACUUAGCGAGAUAGAUGAAACGUGUGGGCUCGACGUAUGUACGCGCGCCGUGCCAUCUGUGCCGAGUGUACUAGUACCACUAGAGACAGGAACUCCGUAAGUGCAGUCUGGCGAGUUGCUCUGAAGUCAAUCACAUCACUAUGAAGCACUACAACAACAUGGCGCAGAGAACGAGAAGGACGAGCUUCAGAAAUCUGGCAGCCCGAUGCUGUCGCAUCGUAACCGGAUCCAGAGUUGCUUUGGUUGCUUCAUGCUGGUGCCUUUUUCUUACCGUUAGCUGCGGUCGCUGCAGCACCGACACACCCACGCGCACGCAAUUUGCGUCUGUUGGCGGACGUCUUGGCUGAUACUCGAAGCUGGCCACCUGUUUACUCGCGGGGUUCUCUUUCAGCGCGUGAGAAGAGCGUCGCUGGUGUGUGUUCGUGAGAGCGUAAGAAAGGGAGAGUCUGUUACAGAAAGAGAGACAGAGAACCAACGAGAGACCCUCAGCAUCCUGCGGCCUGGCUGUCUUCUUCGCGCGGGUGUGAUUGUGAUCCAGUCUCAGACCCAGGGAGCAGCUGGAGCGCGAUGGCCCUCGAGAUCAAAAGCCAACUUUUGCGAAGCCUUAAGCCAAAAGCUCCUGCUGUUUACAUUAACGAAGCAUAAUGGUGCCGCUGUGUUCAUCUUCAUGCCCGUCAUCAACGGGCUUGGCUUUGUCUGUGUGUGUGUGUGUGUGUGUGUGGUGGACUUGCUUCGCUACAUUUUCAUCGUCUUGGGGCCUUUGUCUUAUGUUGUUACCUAUAGGGAAACGCCGGCAGUGUUCUGCGUGAUUUGUUCUGUGCUCAUCGGGGCCAGCGCUGCGCCACUGGCUGGCUUCUCCCGGGGUCGGGCUGGGGCUCACCUCAGGGCUGUUCGUUUUUGCUGGAAUACAGCCACAGUAGAGCUUUCCGAGUGUGCCGCGCUUUAUUUAUAUGGUUUGGCAACUGGACAGAAGUAGAAGAGGCCACUUGCCUCUGCUUCUCUUCGAUGCGAUAUUGGUAUCGAAGAGGUGGGAAGUUAGUGAGAGCAACAACUGGGCUGCAAAGUGCCCGCUUCUUGCGCGAUCGACGAGAUUAGUAUGCUUUUUAUCGAAAAGCAUGCCGAUUUCAACAAUUCCAGAUCUCUUGGGAAUGGGUCCCAGCUUGCCACAAUCUCGCGGCAAAGUGCUGGAGAAGUCACGCAACUACUUAAAAGAACCAUCCUGGCCACGUCAAUCGACGAAAAUCAUAUACAUAAACGCGAAAAGUGUCUGGAAAUCAUCCAACGCCAACGCCAGCGACGUGGCUGCGGGGCAUAGUCGGAGGGCCCACAUCGUGGCAAAAUCGAAAAGAAUAAGAGAAGCUGCAGAAAUCCGCAUGAUUUUUGCGUUUUUGUUGCCAGAUUCUGCAAGUUUUUAUCUACUGCUGGAUACUUUUCGCGUUUAUCGAUUUUAUUUUCGUCGACUGACUUGGCCAGGACAGUGCUAUGAAGUAUCCGCGUGGCCACUUCUUCCACUUUGUCGCGAGUUUGUUGCUGGGAUUCAUUCGCAAGAGAUCUCGAAUUGUUGAAAUCGGUAUGCUUUUAGAGAAAAACCACACAGAAAUCGGCGAUUAAGGUGCCCAGGCGAUGCCGCUUCGUGUCUGGUCUUUGUUUUGUCUUCUGAUGUGUUCGCGGUUGUCUUGGUUGAUUGUUCGUAGGUUCGCUUCGGUGUAUUUUGUCUUUCUGUUACGUUCUAAAGGUCUUUGCUUAUUGUUUUGCAGUGGCACGGGAAACAAUAGAGUGCCUGGAUAACCGGACUUGUUGAAUUCCGAAUGCUUUUCGUGGUAAUCCAUAUCGAUUUCGUCGAUCGAGGGCGAGCAGAUGGCUCUCGUCUUCGUUUUCUCUGUCUUCCAAGUAGAUUGACGCGGUUCUUGACACCUCCGCAGAAACGUCUCGUUUGUUCUUCUGCAAGCUGUGUUGUCUUUUCUUAUCUCUGGUCUGCUCCAAUGAUCCAACAAAGCCAAGCCCUUGGUCUUAUGAGAUGAGAAGCGCCAUUCGCUUCUACACGUCAGCAGGAGCUUUUUCCUACUCUGAUCUUUUCACUUUCCAAGAAUUUAUAUAGAAUUUUUUUACUUAGUGCCUAUCAGGCUGCUCCAGCUUCAAUGAUAGUGUUUUACUUAUUUCAGGAAGAAGCACGUGCUUAAGUGGAUAACCCCGCAGCGCACCCGGCUGCGUAAUGUAGUCGCCGGGUCUUCUGCGUCCGCUGUGACCAGUACCCCGCGGAUUCUCUUCGGGCUCUAAUUGUGUUCAUCGCACUCGGCUAAUCGUGUGACUGUGAUUGAGGCCACUACUGCUACACGUCCCCGUGCUGAAUUCAUACGCAGGAAGGCGAUCCUCUGCGUCAAAGUUCUAGAUGGUGACCCUCAGCACUACACCAACAAACGGAUAAGGACAGAGAUCAGCUUGUUGGCUUGAUUUUGAAGAUCUUGAGAAUAGACCUCCGCAAUCUAGCGUGGUCUUCCUUAUCCUCAACUUUCUAACUAUAUUUUGACCGUAUUGAAUUCGAAGUUUCUGGCUGUGAUUUCUAGCACUUAGAAGCAGCAAGAAGUUUUAUCAAAGGACAUACCUGAAACCGUGGCUGUUGUCUAUUAUUUUCACUAACUCAGCCCUUACUUUAUUUUUCUUAUUUUCGUAUACCUAAAGCCUUACUCUCAGUUUUUUACUUUUGAAAGCCUGACUUGAAUGUUAAUCAAAAAGUCAACUUCUGGCAAAAUCCUGGACAACAUCCAGCAAGAUCUGGGGCGGGGGUUUGGUGGACGUGUCUGUUUGUAAGAUUAUUGGUCUUCUGGUGUUCGCUGGGAUCUUAUUUGAGUUCGAAACUAUGUAACUGCAUGAAGAGAGUCGAUCUUUAUGCGCUGGCCUCUUCUUUCAGAAAACGUCGCCACUUGCUACCGUCAAGCGUGACGGUCUUGGAAUGCGAGUCGUCUUGUGGAGGGAUCUUUGCCGCGGAUUUCUAUCGUUCCUGAUUUUCGUCAGCUUACAUUCUCACUCGAUCUCGUAUCUCAUUAGCCGAGCUCUGUGGCUGCUGCUCUGUGAGUUGGUUCUUAAUACAGAGUAGCUUAUAGCACGCAUGGCGCGUGGAGUGCAUGGAGUAGCAUGGAGUGCAUGGAGCGCAGAGCUUUAAGGGGCGCAAGAGGCUCCCCCUUUAGCUCCAUGCUACUCCAUGUGAUCCAUGCACUCCAUGCCAUGCGAGCUGUGAAGCCUUAUAAAGUUCUCUAUUAGCAAGAACAUUUGAAGCAAAUCAUCUCGCACGCGAAUGAGGCAGAGCCUCUAGCCUGUUCGUCUUUCUUCAUUUGGCAGGUGCGUUGCCGUCGUUCCCUUACAUGCAUCUGCAAAGAGAAGCCCUCUGCUGCACGGCGGUCACCUUCCUGAUCUAAAGAGAGCGCUGCCUUGGAAGAGCUUGGGGCAGCUUUUGAAAGUAUACGUCAUCGCGGUCCUUAUCCACUGCAUUCCAAUGCGUUCAGCUUCCGACUUACCUUAGCAGUACUGGGCAACUUUUGCGCCAUUGGGUGCCUUGCGCUUUUGUAGAAUUCACUUUGCGCUUGAAGCGCUCGCUUCUGCUCUUCUCUCAGUCGCUCGCUCCUGAGCAUUGAACCAUACGCAACUGAGUCGCUCGGGACUCAAGACGAAACUCCCUGGCGUGUCUCUCCAGCUCGUUCUGCUUGUGCAGCUAAGGAACAAACUGAGACGUGUCGAGUGGCUUUUUGCUCUGGUAGCUCAAGAUAUUCUUUUAUCUUUUCGCCACUCCUCUCGCGCCGUUGUAGGGUGAUGCUUGUGGUAGUUGAACACAUGAAGCGGUGCCCGCAGCGUCCCUUUGUGUUGUGUCUGUCGAUGGUAGUGCUGUUCUGCAAGGAGCAUACCAAUCGGGUGAGUUGUCGAGCGAGUGAAAAUUUAUAGUGAUUGCAUUUAUUGCAGUAGGAUAGUUUUUUUCUUACAUUAUUUCUAACCUCUUAUGAUACAAAGCGGUCCUCCUUCUCCCUUGCUUUUUUCUCUUCCCAAGAUACUGAAUUAUUUAAAUAUUAUUCAAGUUUGUGGCAAAUUUUAAUAGUUGACGUUAACAAAGUGGUCCGUUUCCAACCCAAGGCAAACCACUCGCGACGAUUCCCACGAGUUUUGAGAUGAAAAGUAUUCAGAGCAGCAAGGGGGCAGCAUCGUCAGCGGCUAGCUUCUCACAAACAAGAACAAGACAUGCGAAGGAAAUCAAUUACGUCUCCACUUUCUCGUACCACGUAUUAUCUUCUGUUUACAAUAACGCAGCACUCGUCCUUGGCUCUAGUGUAAUCCUUGUGGGAGGCUUUUUGUUUUGUUCGAAGCGCGCGCGACGCACUGCGUUCCAGCUUUUUCGCUCUGAGAACUCCCGUGAACAACAGAUCACCACAGCAGCCGCAAGCAGCGAGGGCAAUUACGGGGCCCUGGAGAAUGCUGAAGAAGUGGACGAGGCGAUCUAG